AUGGACCCUAAUAUAGUUAUAGCUGGGACAUCAAGAUCACACGCCAUGUUUUCCCGCAAGCUCCUCGUGGGUUUGCUUCUGGUUCUCACGUGUGCUUCCACGAUGCGGGCAGCACAGAUUGGAGGAGCCGACACGCAAACCUCGUCUUGGUUUGUGCGAACCUUCUCCGGGAUCUCAGAGGGCUUUCGUCUCGCACGUAAAGCGAUUCUCCCUGAGGCACCCCAAAGGCUGCCAACCAAAACCAAGCUGAUUUCGGUCGGCUUUGCUCGCACGGGUACAACAAGCUUUGUCACGGCCUUGAAGCAACUCGGGUACACGCCCUGCCACGACAAUGAAGUCAUGGAAGUUGCGGAUUUAUUGGCACAGCGCUUCAAUGACACGCACCCCAUGCCCGUAGGCGAUUUCCUGCAUGAGUUUGGAGCGCGGGGCUUUGAUGUCCUGUUUUGGUUCUCCUACGAGAUUGUCGAUUGGGUCGUCCAGCACCCCGAGGUUGACAUCAAGUUCGUCCUUACGUAUCGCGACAGUGGCCGCAAGUGGGCCGAGUCUUGGGCUUCGGUAGCGCACGGGAUGGACAUUUUGUCGUCACGACCCUUCAUCUGGAUCGAAAGUUUUCAUGGCGUUUUGAAAGCCUACAAGCACCUGCUCUGGGGGAUUCAGACACAGGGACGGCCUGAGUUGCGAAGGGAUGUAGACGCCUUGGAAGAGAGCUACUACAAGCACAUAGAGCGAAUCCGAGCUAUGAUCCCACCGGACAAGCUGCUCGAAUUCAACCUCAACCAGGGGUGGAAGCCUCUGUGUGAGUUUUUGGGCACACCGGUGCCAGACACCCAAAUGCCACACGUCAAUGAUCGCGUCGUCAUGCAGGCCUUGCUAGCCACCCUGGGGAUGAUCACGUGGAUUUGGCCUGUGGUUGCCCUGCUCCUGGCCUACUGCCUUCUGGUAGUGGUGCGGCGGCUGAUUGGUUUUGGGCCAGACGAGAACACUGCCAAGAAGCGACUGUAA
Symbiodinium sp. CCMP2456 is the source of this 1002-nucleotide messenger RNA. NCBI's taxonomy places the organism in Eukaryota, Dinophyceae, Suessiales, Symbiodiniaceae. The record is from the annotation of a GenBank genome assembly.